This is a messenger RNA of Exophiala xenobiotica, 528 nucleotides long. RefSeq lists its product as uncharacterized. The record is from RefSeq and is a predicted model, not a curated record. Gene Ontology annotation, molecular function: ribonuclease III activity. NCBI's taxonomy places the organism in Eukaryota, Fungi, Ascomycota, Eurotiomycetes, Chaetothyriales, Herpotrichiellaceae. Gene Ontology annotation, biological process: RNA processing. The transcript has 2 exons. Bases 1 to 528 code for a protein of 175 amino acids.
AUGCGUGCUGAAAAGAUAUAUUAUACAGCACGUUCCUUGUUCGCCCGUUUCCUGGCCCCAAAAUGGCCGUUCACCGACCCCAGAAGGAGCGUCCGCAAUGGACAAUCAAGCAGAUGUCGAGAAGAUGAUCCACUAUACUUUGAAAACGCCGAGUACCUGGAAGGGGCCAUGGCCACCGCUGGGACGAGCUCACCCAACGAUGUUCCUGGGAAACAAAAGGGCAAUAAACGACUCGCUUUGGUCGGAGAUGCUUUGAUCAUCUUAGAUGAUCGGUACGCAGACGGUAUUAGUACCGAGCAAGGAGGUAAUCUUGUGAGCAGUCGAGGGUUCACUAGACAUUUGAACGGACUUGGGACAGAACGCGGGCUUCCGAGAUAUAUAAAGCUCAGCCCCUGUCAGCAGGGCAACGCACCUCCCACUACCAUGGCAUCCACUGUCGAGGUCAUCAUCGGGGCCGUGUGGGAAGACUCAGGAAAGGAUCUCGAUCUGGUUAGGGUAGUGGUUAGAGCGCUGGACCUCACUGAGUAG